Acanthocheilonema viteae is the source of this 1023-nucleotide messenger RNA. The record is from the annotation of a GenBank genome assembly. NCBI's taxonomy places the organism in Eukaryota, Metazoa, Nematoda, Chromadorea, Rhabditida, Onchocercidae.
AUGUUGGAUGGACAAAUCACUGCUGUUUCAAGUACUGUACGAAGAAUGUGUAGCAGUUCCAAUUCAGAAGAUUUCUCUGAAGGCAAUGACGGACGUGCUCCGUUAUUAAAUAAUUUUGUGUCGUCAGCCAAUAAUACCGUUAAAAUCGAUCUCAACCUUUCCGAUAUUAUCGUCAAGACAUCAAACAAUUCUAUUGAUAAAUUUCCAAAAGAGCGUUGUAAAGCUGCCAUAUCAGUGGGUUUGCUGAUAACAGCGGCUGUAUGCAAUGAUCUAGUAUUAUCGUUUAUCCAUGAAAAAGUACCACAAGAACCACCAUUGCCGGAUGCCGUAUUCGCUCACACGCCUUACAUUCCAUGGGCAUUAACAGUGUCCGAAUAUCUUAUGCUUGCCUCAUUCACAUGUAUGCUUGCAUUAACUGUCAUACACAGGCACCGCUGGAUUAUAAUUAGAAGAAUCGCCGUUAUCGGAUCAUUAUUAUAUUUUGGGCGUUGCCUAACGAUGCUCGUGACACAAGUACCUAUUGCAGAUCCCAAUUAUUAUUGCUCACCACGUCUAAGUGGCGCUGAUUAUACUCUAAGGAAUAUAGUCCUCAGAGCGAUGCGAAUUGUAAGUGGUGCUGGGUUGAUGAUCAACGGAAAGCACACACUUUGCGGUGAUUACAUCUAUAGCGGCCAUACAGUUGUCCUUGUCACUAGCUGCUUAUUUAUCACAGAAUAUAGUCCACGACGUUGGAAACCGUUGCAUUUCUUCUCAAUAAUGGUCGCAGCUGCUGGUGUUCUUUUGCUAUUGAUAUCUCGUGCUCAUUAUACGAUUGAUGUUAUAAUAUCAUAUUGGAUAUCCACGCGAGUUUUCUGGACUUACCAUACAUUGGCUGCUUUUCCAAGUCUUCGAGUAUUCUCAUUUGUAGAUUUUAAAAUUGAUUUCCAAUUAUUGAGCAGAGCGAUUUCGUAUGAUUUUUGUUUUCGCUUUUAUUGGGGUCUUCUUUUCUUCACCUCCUUCACUGUUCUGUCUCCUGGCUCAUAA